GAGCCGGCGUGCGGCCGGCGGCGCUGGCAGGAUGGGGAACCGGGAGAUGGAGGAGCUGAUCCCGCUGGUGAACCGGCUGCAGGACGCCUUCUCGGCGCUGGGGCAGAGCUGCCUGCUGGAGCUGCCGCAGAUCGCCGUGGUGGGCGGCCAGAGCGCGGGCAAGAGCUCGGUGCUCGAGAACUUCGUGGGCAGGGACUUUCUCCCUCGAGGGUCGGGCAUCGUAACCAGACGGCCUCUUGUGCUGCAGCUUGUUACUUCCAAAGCAGAAUAUGCUGAAUUUCUACAUUGCAAAGGAAAAAAAUUUACAGAUUUUGAUGAAGUUCGUCAUGAGAUUGAAGCAGAAACAGAUCGAGUGACUGGAAUGAAUAAAGGCAUUUCCCCCAUACCCAUUAAUUUACGAGUCUAUUCUCCACAUGUGUUAAACCUCACGCUUAUCGACCUACCUGGAAUUACUAAAGUGCCCGUGGGAGAUCAGCCACCAGAUAUAGAGUAUCAGAUCAGAGAAAUGAUUAUGCAGUUCAUUACGAGGGAGAACUGUCUGAUUUUGGCUGUUACCCCAGCCAACACCGAUCUUGCAAACUCAGAUGCACUGAAGUUAGCUAAAGAAGUCGAUCCUCAAGGGUUGAGAACCAUCGGCGUCAUCACCAAACUGGAUCUUAUGGAUGAAGGAACAGAUGCCAGGGACGUUCUAGAGAAUAAGCUGCUGCCUCUCCGCAGGGGUUAUGUGGGCGUGGUCAACAGAAGCCAGAAGGAUAUAGAUGGGAAGAAGGACAUUAAGGCUGCCAUGUUGGCCGAAAGGAAGUUUUUUCUCUCGCACCCGGCUUACCGACAUAUUGCUGAUCGGAUGGGGACCCCACACCUGCAGAAGGUCCUUAAUCAGCAACUUACCAACCACAUUCGGGACACCCUCCCAAACUUCAGGAACAAACUGCAGGGACAGCUGCUGUCCAUCGAGCAUGAAGUGGAAGCCUACAAGAACUUCAAGCCGGAAGACCCCACCAGGAAGACCAAGGCUUUGCUGCAGAUGGUUCAGCAGUUUGCUGUGGACUUCGAGAAGAGAAUCGAAGGGUCAGGGGACCAAGUAGAUACCCUGGAGCUCUCGGGAGGGGCUAAAAUCAAUCGUAUAUUCCAUGAACGCUUUCCUUUUGAGAUAGUAAAGAUGGAGUUCAACGAGAAGGAGUUGCGAAGAGAAAUAAGCUACGCAAUCAAAAACAUCCAUGGUAUCAGGACAGGGUUGUUUACUCCAGACAUGGCAUUUGAAGCAAUAGUCAAAAAGCAAAUCGUAAAACUGAAAGGACCUUCCUUGAAGAGUGUAGAUCUGGUCAUACAAGAAUUAAUCAACACCGUCAAGAAGUGUACCAAAAAACUGGCCAACUUCCCCAGACUCUGUGAGGAAACAGAAAGGAUCGUUGCCAACCACAUUCGCGAACGAGAAGGGAAGACAAAGGACCAGGUUCUGCUACUGAUCGACAUCCAAGUCUCCUACAUCAAUACCAACCACGAAGAUUUCAUUGGGUUUGCAAAUGCUCAGCAGAGGAGCAGUCAGGUUCACAAGAAAAACACAAUUGGAAAUCAGGGAACCAAUCUUCCGCCUUCAAGGCAAAUUGUGAUUCGCAAGGGCUGGUUAACCAUCAGCAACAUUGGCAUCAUGAAAGGAGGUUCUAAGGGUUACUGGUUCGUCCUUACUGCUGAGAGCUUGUCCUGGUACAAAGACGACGAGGAAAAAGAAAAGAAGUAUAUGCUCCCUUUGGACAACCUGAAAGUUCGAGAUGUGGAAAAGAGCUUUAUGUCUAGCAAGCACAUCUUUGCACUUUUUAAUACAGAACAAAGAAAUGUAUACAAAGACUAUCGCUUCCUUGAGCUGGCCUGUGACUCACAGGAGGACGUAGACAGCUGGAAGGCUUCUCUCCUAAGAGCUGGCGUUUAUCCUGAUAAAUCUUUAACUGAAAGUGACGAGAACGGCCAAGCAGAGAACUUCUCCAUGGACCCGCAGUUGGAGAGACAGGUGGAGACCAUCCGCAACCUCGUGGACUCCUACAUGUCCAUCAUCAACAAAUGCAUCCGAGACCUAAUUCCAAAAACAAUCAUGCACCUUAUGAUCAAUAAUGUUAAAGAUUUCAUAAACUCCGAGCUCCUCGCCCAGCUGUACUCCUCCGAGGACCAGAACACGCUGAUGGAGGAGUCCGCGGAGCAGGCUCAGCGCCGGGACGAGAUGCUUCGCAUGUACCAAGCCCUGAAGGAAGCCCUUGUGAUCAUCGGCGACAUCAACACGGCCACCACGUUCACCCCCGCGCCGCCGCCCGUGGAUGACUCCUGGAUACAGCAUUCCCGCAGGUCCCCCCCUCCGAGCCCCACCACCCAGAGGCGGCCGACGCCCGGCGCUCCUCUCGCCCGGCCUGCAUCCGGCCGGGGGCCUGCGCCCGCCGUGCCCUCCCCCGGACCCCACUCGGGGGCGCCCCCGGUGCCCUUCAGGCCCGGCCCGCUGCCCCCCUUCCCCGGUGGCGGCGGCGGCGGCGAGUGGUUCGGAGGCGCCCCCCCGCAGGUGCCCUCCCGGCCCACGAGGGCCCCGCCCAGCGUCCCCAGCCGGAGACCGCCCCCAUCACCAACUCGUCCCACUAUAAUCCGUCCACUAGAAUCCUCCCUGUUAGACUAAACGAAGUGUCUGGCAAUUAAUUACUAAUGAAUUCUGUGAAGGCAACACACUUGAUCAGUAAAUCAUGAGUAGUCGCGUGUGCGGACAUCAGUAGGCAAGUAACCCGUUUAACUAACGCAUUCAUCACUCCUUGUCGUCGCUCAUGGUGUCUCAGACCUUCGGAGUUUGACUCUGGAAAACCGCUGACCCUUCGAGGCUUUAGAUGUUGUACUGACCAAGGGUAGGUCUGCCUAGCAGCCCUCUAUUUUGAAAGACCGUUUGCCUACCCUGGCAUAUAUUUGAGAUUUGCUUUGGACAAGUUCCUAGGUUACCCACCAGGUAGCCCAUUAAGUGUAAUUCUUGAGAGCUUUGAGACGGUGGGCUUAGACCUAAGCCAUACGUGUAUUUACUUUCCCACAUUCUGUUUUGGCCGAUAGAAAUUAUGUUGUCUAUCAUGAAUGUUUCCUCCUACUCUAAUGACCUAUUUAGAUCCUCUUUCCUUUCUCUUUAUUAAUAGGACUGCUAGGAAGUGAUUUUUUUUUUAUUAGGAUUCCUUAAGAAUAGACUUUUCCAGAAGCACAGGUAGUUUGCAGAGGAAAAGUUAACACGUUGCUUGCUCUAGAGAGCUUCUCCUCAUCCUGAUGUGUUUUGCUUCAUGCUCGAAGCAUAUUCAACAGCGAAUCAAAGCUUAAUUUUCUGGUAGUCGGUCAGAAGAUUUGGCUAGUUAGGUUCAGAGUUCAAGGAAGAAGCAAAAUGUCACAUCUCUAGAAGUGUCUGGAAAUACCUAAUUUCUUUAUUCACAUAUAUAUUCACCUCCCCGUAGGUUACGGUGAAGGCUGACAUGGGAUGUAGACAUGGCUAACUCCACUGUGACACGAACUAUAGUGGACUUAUUUAUGUGGUUGGAGCAAGUUUUUCUCUUUCCCAGCUAUUUGUAAUUCUUGCGUGUAAGAAUUCAUCCUACCUUUAAAGCCGGUUUAACGAACUUUCCAUCGGCCGUUUUUAAAGGGGGCCCUGGAAUGAAACUAAAAGUCGUUUCAUGAGGGAUGCCGUGCUUCAGGUGCAGGAGCUCACGCUCUGCAGCUGUACCUCAGCGUCUCUGCACAGGUCGUUCCAAAAGAUGGCACUAGGACGCUGAGAUCUAUAGCAACCUCACAAGUGCUAACACUGCAAAAAUUUACAAAAUCGGGUUAGCCUGGGGGUUAACAGUUCAGUCCUGAGGCUGAGCUGUAGACGAAGUAGGACCAGGUGAUCAGCAUGUAGGAAACCGCCAGAAGCCGAGUGGAGGGCUGUCUGCUGACUGUUCCCAGACAGCAAGUCCUCACUGAACGGCGGCAUCCCGGGACACGAUUUCAUAUUCCACAGAAGUAAAUCAGGUUUCACCAACUGAAAUGUCUCCCUUUGAAAGCAGCAAACAUGAUUUGUAUGUUCACUCAGCUUUAAUUUCCUGUGUACUUUAUGCCCAAAGCAGACACCCAUAAAGCAUGAAGGAAAAACCUUCAGCCAUUAUUAAAAAGAGAACUUGCCAAGCGGAAUGGCAUUGUUUCGAAGUUAUUCUAAGGGGCUACAGCUACCCCACUUGUAAUAGGCAACCAUCAGAGACUACGAGAUUUACCAAAAAGAACUUUUCAACUCACUGUGGACAAGUGAUUCUGUAAAGACCACCACCCCAAGUCACCAGCCUGAAUCUUCUCUUAUCUUUUUUUUCUCCCUCAUUUGAAAAAAUUCUUAACUCUUUGUGAAUGGAACAGAUGUGCUAAGUACGUUAUGUGUUGUUAAAAACGGUGCUGCAGUGAAACGGAAAUGUGUUACGUAAACGUCCACAGUAAAACAAAAGGACCCACGAGAUCUUUCCAUAAGGCUCCCUCUUUCGGACUCCCUUUGCUUCUUCCUUUGAAUUCUCUAAAACAGGCAGCUAGAGGAUUAUAUACUUCAGGGUUUGGCUCUGUGCUAAACGUGGUUUUGCAUUUUGCUGUAUUUCAAAAAUUUCCUUCUGUCAAAGGAAAAUAUUGUGGAUAACCACUGGUGUGUUCUUAGAUCAGCACAAACCAUGUCAAAGAAAAUUGGAGAUGUUUUUCCAACUUUCUUUCCACUGAUCUUCUGUAGUCGUAAACAAUAGCAUUUGUCGUCUCUGGCUUUUGCUCUUGGAUUCUAAGCCUGCAGUUCCACUGCCCCGCUUGUCUCUGUUUGUAGGCACAUUUUUGUUCUCUUACCUCUUCUCAGUUAUGUCUAAUAGAACCCAGCCUCCCCUGGAAUUCCAGAAGCAUGUUGGAGAAUACUUUGUUUGCCGCAGUACUAGGAUUAGUUUUAAUACCAUUUCGCAAAGGGUUUGCAUCCUGCUAAAAGGAGAUGUCAAGGUGAACGAAGUCAGAAGCUCUAAGAUGUGUGCGAAGUGCGUUGUUCACGCCAGGCCCUAAGGUGGGAAUGUAGCUUCAGGAGCUAAGCGUUUCCUGUACCACCUCUCAUCUUUUGAGUAGCUUCCUCCUAACCGACUGCUCUGAUGCCGUCUACACGACAGAUGUUUAGCUAAAUAAAACCUACGGUAUCUUUAGGAUUUGGAAAAAUUCACCGUGUAUGCCUGUUUGAUAGGUAUGUCACUUCUUGUCACUUGCAUGCUUCUUGACUAAUUGGAAUAACUGUUUACUCAACUGUGGACAGAUUAUUGAAAUAGUAUCAAUUUAGAGCAGAUAUAUUGCAUUUCCAGAAGUCAUCUACCAAGAUUACUCUUCUGAAUGUUGCUUUUAGCUGACUUUUGUAACACAGAAAAGCAGUAGGGCCUGUUUAUUAGCCAAUUGCCUACUUGUUCAGCAACAAACUCGUUCAGUUCCAAAACAUGAUGAUGAAACCAGUUCCUGUGAUAGAACUGUAAGCCUUCUAAACUUAGAAUUUAAAUGUAGUCAUAUAGAUUAAUUCUAUGAUUUUUUAGUAUAGACUGUAGCCAUAAUUCUCAAAUAUGAAAUGGGACCUAAUACCAGUAUGUGAUAAAUGUUGACGUUUCCUGUGUACAAACAUAUUUGCAAUGCAUGUGUCUGUGUAUACAAUAUAUACAUGGGAAAUUCAUUUCUGUAAGUACACGUGUUUGGUGCCCCUUUGGAUAGGUAGGUUUAAAAACCCUUGUUAAAAUGCCACAAGCAUGUGUGAUUGUGCGUGCAUUGUGUAUAUAUGCUACGUGUGGGUGUAUAUAUUUAUGUAUACAUGUGCUUUGUGUGGGGGGGUAUUAAUAUAUUUUUUAAACUGUGUUAAUUCAAGAGCUCACUCUGGAGGGUCUGUUGUAAUACGUAAAAGAGAUUCAUAGAACCGUGAUAACAUAUGUGAGGUCUCCAAAAUUUCUUCCAGGAUAGGCACAAUGCCCAGAAUUACCGUGACAACAUCCACAACAUCCACAGACAUUUGGAUGUAGCUAGGUCCACAGCACUGCUUAUCUAAGGAGAAAUGUCCUUUGCCAAACAUAGCGGAAGAUCAGGAAACCCAUUUCUAAGAACUCUGAUUGGAAUUAUAAAUGAUUCUUGGACUGCUGAGCUGAAUCUUAAAAAGCUUAAAUUGGUCUCCACAGUCAUUUUUUUCCUCCACACUAAAUGUCAAAAUAUAAAGUGGAGGGAUACUGAAAUGUAAUAAAAAGGCGGGCUCUUCUGAGUAAAUUUGCUAAACAUGCAGAGAAGUUGUUACUUAAUACCUCAGUGGUAGGUCAUUCAUCCCUCGUUUCAGGUAAACAUUUCUCAUUUGGCAAACAAGAGAAGUAUUUGAAAUUGACAGUUAUGUCCUUAACAUUGAGAAUACGACCUAAAUAGGAGGUCUCUGUACUGUGGAAUCCAGUCGAAGGAGAGAAGACGUAAGACUCAGGUUGAGUUUUAUGUCUGCUUCACCAAGAGGACGGCUAGCGGUGAGCUCAGUUUAACAUGAAGAAUGCUAGACCACUGCAGGAAAAUACGUGAUCAGUUCACUAGAUCACUCACUUCUUUCUUAAGUUUCCAUGUGUCUCCUAGAUAAUCUUAAGUCCUCCCGUCCAGUUGGUAUGCUUAAAAUCACGUGGUGCUCUGUAUUGUGAAACCUUCAGAGUAUUUUGAAGCAUGUGUAGCAUAUGCAUUGCUAGUUGUGUAUAUGUGCAAGAAUGUGUGUAUGUGUGAGAGCGAGAGAGGAAAACUCAAGGAAGAGUCUCCUGUUCGUCUUAAGAUCCGUUCAUACUGGUAUACCGGUGAGACGUCUCACCUCUCUGGUCUGGGGUUUCACACAUGGCUCAGCUCAAGGCAUUCAUUUCUUCUUAAUUUUUUACCCUCUGAAUUCCUUAAACUUUGCUCAUUGUGUAAUUUUUUCAAAAAAUAUGACAAAAAAUUUACUCUGUUGACCUCUUGCACUGUCUGCUGCCAGUUUGAUUUAAAAAAAAAAAAGAUGAUUCCUCGCAACUAGAAAUUUCACCGUGACUUGUGUUUAAUUUCCUGUGCACAGCCUCCGUGUUGCUAUGCUCAUCUAUGUUUCUUUUUUCUCACUUUUCUGAAUCAAAUUCCCCUUUUGCUUUUUUAUGAAGAAGCCAUGUGUAGAAGCAAAAUCUUACCUUCUCUGUUGAUUCUUUAAUUAAUUUGAGCCAGAAUAUUCUCCACUGUCUUGGCACUUUCAGGAUUUCUUAAUGCUGAUAUAUGGAUGGACUCUGUGAAUGGAAUUUUUGAAGCAAGUUCCUCAAGCCUGUACCAUUCUUGAAGGUCACAUGUACCUAUUGUGAAAAUGUGAAGCUGUAUUUCUGAACCUGAAAUAAAUGGUAACAUUUGAAGGA
Messenger RNA from Neogale vison (American mink), 7397 nucleotides. It is a transcript of the gene DNM3, whose product is annotated as dynamin 3. Bases 32 to 2653 code for a protein of 873 amino acids. Gene Ontology annotation, molecular function: GTP binding; microtubule binding; GTPase activity. Gene Ontology annotation, cellular component: microtubule; membrane; cytoplasm. The transcript has 21 exons. Lineage: Eukaryota; Metazoa; Chordata; Mammalia; Carnivora; Mustelidae. The record is from RefSeq and is a predicted model, not a curated record.